AUGUCGGGCAGAACAAUGAGACGGCAAGUACUGUUGUGUAUCUGGGUCUUCUCUCUGGGCUGGGCACACGGUCAGGUCAGCUACUCCAUCCCCGAGGAGAUGGCGACGGGCUCGUUAGUCGGUAACAUAGCGCAGGAUUUGGGUUUAGAUGUGAAGAGGCUCAAGUCGGGCAAAGCUCGCGUUUAUACGGGGGACAGUGCGGAACACAUCGAGCUGAAUAAGGAGAGAGGAGUCCUGCUCAUCAAAGACAGGAUAGACAGAGAGGCUUUGUGCGGAGAGACGACGCCGUGCGCCCUUCAUUUCCAGAUGAUUCUGGAACACCCGAUGGAGUUUUACACCGUCGUUGUGGAAAUCGGCGACGUAAACGACAACCCCCCCACGUUCGAGAGGAGUGAAAUGAGAUACGAGAUUAGCGAAUCGGCCCUCGUCGGCGCUCGCUUCGUGUUGGAGAACGCAAUAGACGAGGAUGCUGGCGUCAACGGGCUUCACAGCUACACCCUAAAACCCACCGAUAAUUUCUCCCUCAAAACGCCCGUUCGCGGAGGGGGAAAUAAAAACGUGGAAAUGGUGUUGCAUAAAUCGUUAGAUAGAGAAAAGGAAGACCGUGUUGUACUGACGUUAGUCGCUAUGGACGGAGGGGAGCCUCAGCUUUCUGGCACAAUGCAAAUUGUGGUAACUGUGUUGGACGCCAACGACAAUGCGCCUGUUUGCUCUCAACCCGAGUACAGAGCGACUGUUCCAGAGGACGCACCUAUCGGCACGGUCUUAACAAGGGUUAGCGCGACUGAUGCGGAUGAAGGUGUGAAUGGGAACAUAAUGUAUACUAUCACGAAGCUGGGCCAAACCGGUGUGUUUAAUAUUAACCGAGAAGAUGGUGCGAUCACAUUGCAGGGGAGUCUAGAUUAUGAGAAGAGAAAGCAUUAUGAAAUCAACGUACAAGCUAGUGACCAGGGCGGCCUCUCGGAAGCGUGUAAAGUAAUAGUAGAGGUGCUUGAUGUAAACGAUAACAAGCCAUCCAUUAAUAUCAUGUCGAGUUCAAACAGAAUUUCUGAAGAUGUAAAACCAGGAACGGUUGUAACUAUGAUGAACAUCCAAGAUCCAGAUUCAAAUGAAAGCGGUAGAGUCCUGUGCAUUUUAAAUGAACAUAUUCCUUUUUCAAUUACAAAAACGUCAAAUAAUUUCUUUAGCGUGGUGACAGAUAGUGAUCUGGACCGAGAGAGAGCCUCAGAGUAUAAUAUCAGUAUCACGUGUUGUGAUGAGGGAGUGCCCUCUCUCUCCAGCAGCGUCACCCUCACCUUACACAUCUCAGAUGUGAAUGACAACGCGCCUGUCUUUGAGAGGAGCUCAUAUGAGGCCUACAUUGUAGAAAACAACACACCGGGUCUCUCCAUAUUCACAGUGAAAGCCACAGACGCUGACUGGAACCAGAAUGCCCGUGUGUCUUAUAUACUGGAGGACUCCUCGGUUAACGGAGUGCCCGUCUCCUCCUAUUUGUCCGUCAGUGCUGAUAGUGGAGUCAUCCAUGCAGUUCGCUCUUUUGACUACGAGCACAUCAAGGAUUUCCACUUGUGUGUUAAAGCGCAGGAUGGAGGCUCUCCUCCACUCAGUAGUAACGUGACUGUGAAAAUAACGAUCCAGGACCAGAACGACAACGCCCCUCAGGUUCUGUACCCAGUCCAGACCAGCAGCUCUGUGGUGGCGGAAAUGGUGCCUCGCUCAGCAGAUGCGGGCUAUCUGGUGACUAAAGUGGUGGCUGUUGAUGUGGACUCUGGACAGAAUGCCUGGCUCUCCUAUAAGCUGCAGAAAGCCACAGACAGGGCGCUGUUUGAAGUGGGCUUACAGAAUGGGGAAAUAAGGACUAUCCGCCAAGUCACUGAUAAAGAUGCUGUGAAACAAAGGCUGACUGUUGUAGUGGAGGACAACGGGCAGCCCUCUCGUUCAGCUACAGUCAAUGUUAACGUGGCGGUGGCGGACAGCUUCCCUGAAGUGCUCUCGGAGUUCACUGACUUUACGCACGACAAGGAGUACAAUGACAACCUGACUUUUUACUUAGUCUUGGCUUUGGCUGUAGUGUCCUUUCUCUUCAUCACCUGCUUAGUGGUCAUCAUGUCAGUGAAGAUAUACAGAUGGAGACAGUCUCGCAUCCUCUAUCAUUCCAGUCUGCCGGUGAUUCCCUAUUAUCCACCACGUUACUCAGACACUUUGGGGACAGGGACUCUCCAGCACGUGUACAAUUACGAGGUGUGCAGGACGACUGACUCCAGAAAGAGUGACUGUAAGUUCGGCAGAGCCGGUAGUCAGAACGUGCUGAUAAUGGACCCCAGUUGUACAGGGACGAUGCAGCGGAUCCAGAAUGAAAAGAACAUCCUGGAUGAGCCAGACUCUCCUGUAGAGGUUAGAGCUUUACUGUUCUGA
Molecule: messenger RNA, 2415 nt
Organism: Lampris incognitus (smalleye Pacific opah)
Lineage: Eukaryota; Metazoa; Chordata; Actinopteri; Lampriformes; Lampridae
Product: protocadherin gamma-A11-like
Exons: 1
Coding region: 1-2415 (804 amino acids)
Biological process (GO): homophilic cell-cell adhesion
Cellular component (GO): plasma membrane
Molecular function (GO): calcium ion binding
Source: RefSeq, a predicted model, not a curated record